AUGGCAACUGAUUGGCGCGAACUAUCCCGCGUGUCACUCCCAAGCCCUGCACGGGCCAGCAGCCCCAGUUCGUCACAGUCCCAGCCUCCGCAGAAGAACAGUCUCGCUUGUGAACGGUGCUUCAAGCGGAAACAGAAGUGCGAUAAAUUGCGUCCGGCGUGUACUUCAUGUGCAGAUCUUGGCGUUGAUUGCAUUGCUCGGUCUCAGCAGUUUGACUUUAAUGCUGAGGAUACUACUUUGACGCACGCAAGAGUCAAUGGUUACGUUGAGUCUCUAAGACGUCGUGUUGCUGAACUUGAAGAAAAGAUAAAGGUUGCCGAGCAAAAACAUGUUCAAGCCAGACAUACUUCCUUUGGCACAGCAGAUGCUGUUUCGCCCAUCAAUGGAAAACGCCGACGCUCAAAUUAUGGAUCUAUCUCAUCUGCCCCAGUGAAUGAACAGACCGCUGCCAAUGGGGAGGAGCAGUCAAGUGUCCAAGACACCAUGAGCGCCAUCGGCCUCUUGUCUAAUAAGGCCAUGGCGGAGUCUCGAACGAAUACAGGUGAUAGGCCACACAAACUCGCCAUCAUCGAGUCAAUAUCGGCAGCCUUGGCUGUAGAUGGUCGAGAUCCUUCGAAGGCUUCGUCAUCGCAACCGGUGUAUGUGAUAGACGAACAGCUCAUCCCACUUACACGUGAGUUGACACUGAGUCACUUCCAGCGGUUUCUGGACUGGAGCGUAUGGCUCCCCCAUAUUGAUGAAAACCGCUUUUUUGAGCAGUACGAAUCCGUACUGGAGACGAGCAACCAAGCAAUAGGCAUCAGCAUGUCACCUGAUGCUGGUCGCCUUUCAUCACUGGCUACCAAUCUACAUGCUGCAGCUGUUAAGCUGUUGCCCUACAUUCUGCACUCCCAAGAGCCCCUAGACACCCUGCACUGCAUGCUUUUGCUUGCAGUCUUCUCAAUGUUUAGUGCCUCAGGUGGAUCAACGUGGCACCUCAUGGGCUUCAUCAUGACGAAUUGCAUUGCCGCAGGCUUGCACAAAACUGUACCGCCAAGGAACACAUCAGAUUCUGAGGGCACGUAUCGGAUUGAGUGGCUAUUUUGGAGCGUGUAUCUUUGGGAUAGGUCUCUAUCAUCUGUGAUGGGUAGGCCAUUUACUAUUACUGAGGUUGACAUCUCUGUUGCAGUACCAGACAUAACAGAAGAUGAGACUGCCUCAGGGUCAGCCAAGAAUAAACUCGCUUGGAGCAAGCAUCUUGUCACCCAUGCACAGCUUAUCUCAGAUAUACUUGGAAGUCACCAGCCUAACGCACUCUUUUCCUACAGUAACCUCUGCUUCUGGCGAGAGUUUCCCCCACAAGCCGGAGGCACUACUACCCCAACAAAUCUUCAGUUCGACUACCUGGACCAGUUAGCAUGCAGGGCACUGAUCCUCAUGGUCAGACCAAACAACCAGAGCCUGACAAACUCGGAAGUCCAUGCUGAGAGUGACGGCGAGGUGGAAGCCGAUACGAUCAGUUGCUGCAAGGCACUCAUCGAGAAACUCUAUAGUAGGUCUGGGAGCGGCACCACGGUAUCUUUCCUAGACGCAUAUGAUAUCUUGGCAGCUGCUGUGGCGUAUGUCUGUCUGGUUCAGCACGCACCACAGCCGAACCAAACAGGCUUGACGCAAACGUUCGAGGUAGUGAGCAAGGCCUCUAUACUUCUCACACAGUGCUCAUCCAAGUUCUCCGCAUUGAGCAUCUUCCAGCAGUUUCUCCUGUCACUGUCUACCAAGAUGAUGGAGGGACAGGGCAGCCUGCAGAAUUACCAGGACUUCAUACCCCCCGAAAUCCCAAGUCAUCUACGUCGUAUAGUGCAGCGCUUUUCCUCAUCAGGAGCAAUCAGUAACUCGCUUUGA
This is a messenger RNA of Fusarium mangiferae, 1881 nucleotides long. RefSeq lists its product as uncharacterized. The coding region runs from base 1 to 1881 and encodes 626 amino acids. Gene Ontology annotation, biological process: DNA-templated transcription; positive regulation of transcription by RNA polymerase II. Gene Ontology annotation, molecular function: sequence-specific DNA binding; DNA-binding transcription factor activity, RNA polymerase II-specific; zinc ion binding. The record is from RefSeq and is a predicted model, not a curated record. NCBI's taxonomy places the organism in Eukaryota, Fungi, Ascomycota, Sordariomycetes, Hypocreales, Nectriaceae. The transcript has 7 exons.